AUGCAGGUCUGCUCCAACUUCAAGAGGUUUCGCGCCUCGCUUCAGGAGCUUUUGGGAAUCAAGCGGAGGAAGCAAGUUCGGGGUCAAGAUAUUUCGGCUCCUUACAACUUCAAAAAAGAAACCACUGUUAUCCCCGGUAUCACAGAGGAACAACUAGAAGGUCUUCGCGACAAAGCCGCCGCCGCCCAUCUCAACCCCCUACGCCAACACUCGCCCUCCUCUGCCCGAUCUCGCCGCGGUGUCGACCGUAACAAGAACAAGCACAACAAGAACAACAACAACAAAACCAUCAAGAGCCACAACCAACUUCGUUCCUCCAGCUUAGCCAACCUCCCCAUCUUGGACUCAACCACCUCUCCCCCUUCAACCUCCGCCAACAAAAAACAACUACUCGCGUCCAAAUCCUGCCUCUCCCUCAGCGCGCUCCACUCCUCUCACGGACAAGGACAACCGCAACCACAGCCACCCCGCAAGUUCUCAGUCCCCAGCUCCGCUUCCUCACCUACCGUCUCCCAUGGAUCAUCAGGAGGACACGGACAUGGAUCACUCGGCUUCGAUCUGGGACUCGGCGGAGGAGAGAUGGGAACGGGACUGAGGCCUCCUAGUCCCUGUUUGAGUUUGCCCACGAGGAUCGGAAUGGGAAUCAAUAGCGCGGCUAGCGCCAGUCCGGUUACUCCGACGUCACCACUGGGAUCGGGAAGUUUGGUGGCAGCCGGAGGAGGAGGAGGAGGAGGAGGAGGAGGAGGAGGAGGAGGAGGAGGAGGAGGAGGAGGAGGAGGAGGAGGAGGAGGAGGGGUAGGAGGGGAGUCCUCGCAGCAGCAGAGUGUGAGGGCGCAGAGGAGUAGGGCUUCUAUCAAUCAGCACAGGAACGGAAGCGGAAGUGGCAAUGGAAGCGGAAGUGGAGGAAGUGGGACAACGACGCCCAAGUCGCCUUCUCCGGUGUCGGUCUUGGUUAUUGGUACAGAGGCUGUUAGUCUCAGUCCUAUUAGCCUUGUUCAUCAACAGCAACAGCAACAGCAACAGCAACAGCAACAGCAACAGCAACAGCAACAGCAAGCAAAACUACAACUAAACACUUUUCCUUCCUCGACUACGAAUUCGACAACAGCCACCGAAACCUACGUAUCCGCCCCUGCUUCAGCUACUUCCGAGGUAUCCGCAGUGUCUGCCGCGUCGGCAAUGGGGGGAACCGCAGAUCUCCUGGAUUCUUUUGUUCUUGGAAGCCCGAUUAGUCCCAUCAGCCCUAUUAGUCCCGUUAGUCCAUUGAGUUUAGACGAUGAGGACAAUGGGGAUGGUGGGAAUAUGAACAUGAUAAAAAAGAGGACGGGAAGUGUAAGGGUAGGAACAGGAACAGGAACAGGGACGAUGUCGUUCUAG
This is a messenger RNA of Neurospora tetrasperma FGSC 2508, 1377 nucleotides long. RefSeq lists its product as uncharacterized. Gene Ontology annotation, biological process: positive regulation of transcription by RNA polymerase II. The coding region runs from base 1 to 1377 and encodes 458 amino acids. NCBI's taxonomy places the organism in Eukaryota, Fungi, Ascomycota, Sordariomycetes, Sordariales, Sordariaceae. The transcript has 3 exons. Gene Ontology annotation, cellular component: transcription regulator complex; histone methyltransferase complex; nucleus. The record is from RefSeq and is a predicted model, not a curated record.